This is a messenger RNA of Trichoplusia ni (cabbage looper), 1824 nucleotides long. RefSeq names its product reticulon-1-A (gene Rtnl1). NCBI's taxonomy places the organism in Eukaryota, Metazoa, Arthropoda, Insecta, Lepidoptera, Noctuidae. Bases 420 to 1667 code for a protein of 415 amino acids. The transcript has 7 exons. The record is from RefSeq and is a predicted model, not a curated record.
UCAAUACUUUUCGCAAUUUCUUGCUUGCUUUAGAUAUUUCAGUUUUGGUGUAACUUAUUUACUACAAAGUAUUAUUGAACCAUUUUACAUUUUUCGAAAGUAUUUGUUAUAUAUUUGCUUUGAUUACCUAUAUUUUUUUUUAUUAUACCUAUAAUAAUAUUGCCGGCGAGCGGCGCCGCCUCCGCUGCACCGGAGGGGUCGACAAUGAGUAAUACCGUUCGUUUUUCGUGCUGAGUGACGUCGUGCAGCCGCGGCCGCCACUCCGCUCGCCUGCUCGCGCCUCGCGGACCGCAGUACGAUACGGCGAGGACGCACGACAGGACCCGCCCUUCGCGAUCGCAGCUUCUCACACUCGUGCCUCCCCGCACCCUAUCGAUCAUUUUCGACACCGGUCUUUUUUAUCUCUCACAUAAGGAAACAUGGAUAGCGCCGACGCUCUCCUCGGAGGUCUCGCCAGCGGAGACACCGCACCGGUCGCAGACGCGCCGGCUGCAGAACCCACCAUGAAGCGCGACCAGGACUCCACGGAUGAUUUCGAACACCUGGAGCGCGAUGGGCGGCGCGAGGCGGGUGAGUCGCCGCAGCGCCAGCCUGCCGCUGCCACUCGCAGCUUCCUAGACAUGGAGCGCGAGCUCCUGGUGGACGCUCCACGUGCACCCUCGGCCUCUGCCGACCACAUCGCAGACAAGUUUACAGACAGCGAGUCUGACGCGGACACCGCCGGCGAGUCCCCUAUGCACCGGCCGGAGCUGGCGCGGGCCACCGCCUACACGCCGGAGCCUCCUCUCGACCCCACGCCCGUGCUGGCACCGGCCGCGCCAGCUCCCGCCCCAGCGCCGGCUCCCGUGCCCAGUGCACCUGAAAAACCCUUACCGGAAGAACCGAAGCCAGCCACGGUACCCGAGCCCAAGCCAGAGACCCCAAAACCCGAGAUCGUUAAACCUGAGCCAACAAAGUCGGAGCCGAUUCUGCCGCAGAAGCCUGCUGCGCCUGAACCGUUGCGCCCCACAGCGCAUGUGAUCGAGGCUGAGGUUAUCUUCUGCCAAAUGGGACUUGAUGCCUGGUUCGACCCGCAGAGGCUGCACCCCGAAGUGGAGUCGCUGAUCUACUGGCGCAGCGCGGCGCACAGCGGGGCGGCGCUGGGCGCGGGGCUGGCGCUGCUGGUGGCGCUGGCGUGCUGCUCCGUGGUGUCGGUGCUGGCCUACGCCUCGCUGCUGGCGCUCUCCGCCGCCGUCGCCUUCCGCAUCUACAAGAACGUGCUGCAAGCGGUGCAGAAGACCAAUGACGGACAUCCAUUCAAAUGGCUGCUGCAGCAGGACAUCAGCGUGCCGGCCGAGCGCGCGCAGGCGCUGGCGGCCGCCGCCACCGCGCACCUCAACGCCGCGCUCGCCGAGCUGCGCAGGUUGUUCCUGGUGGAGGACCUGGUGGACUCCCUGAAGUUCGGCGUGCUGCUGUGGUGCCUGACGUACGUGGGCGCAUGCUUCAAUGGCAUCACGCUCAUCAUACUCGGAUGGAUAGCGUUGUUCACUUUGCCUAAGGCGUACGAGAUGAACAAGGCUCAGGUGGACGCCAACUUGGAGUUUGUUCGUGGAAAGAUCAACGAGAUCUCCGCAAAGGUCCGCGCGGCGGUGCCGCUGGGCCGGAAGGCGGAGGACAAGGACAAGUAGGCGCGCGGCGCGGCCUCACUUCACUGUUUGUUAUAUUUAUUAUUAUUGUACUAUUAAAGAUAACUACUUUACGUGUAAAGCUUUAUGAGACGAGUCAUGCGGAGAUUAUUGUAUUUGCUUUUUGAAAUUUUAAAUUAAAAUAACUGUCGAACCGAAA